This is a messenger RNA of Artibeus jamaicensis (Jamaican fruit-eating bat), 4223 nucleotides long. RefSeq names its product paraspeckle component 1 (gene PSPC1). NCBI's taxonomy places the organism in Eukaryota, Metazoa, Chordata, Mammalia, Chiroptera, Phyllostomidae. The transcript has 9 exons. Bases 174 to 1739 code for a protein of 521 amino acids. Gene Ontology annotation, biological process: regulation of DNA-templated transcription. Gene Ontology annotation, molecular function: RNA binding. The record is from RefSeq and is a predicted model, not a curated record. Gene Ontology annotation, cellular component: nucleus.
GCCAUUUUGAACGUGCAGUGGCUGCGGGCUGCUGGAGGGUAGGGUCGUGCUGCUGGCUUGGCCAUCUCGCGGUUUUGUUUGGCUUUCUCCUUUCAAGUACCAUCUCCAUACAGAGGCACGGAGUCACAGACAUAUCUUUAGGGUUGGCUGUGGGCCUGAGGUGAAGCCCUCCGAUGAUGUUGAGGGGAAACCUGAAGCAAGUCCGAAUUGAGAAAAACCCAGCCCGCCUGCGCGCUCUUGAAUCGGCGGCCGGGGAGAGUGAGCCGGCGGCCGCCAUGGCACUCGUGCUGGCAGGGGAGACCGCGCCACCCACUCCUGCUGCCGCCGAGGAGCGCCCGGAUGAGGAGGUGGGCUUCACCAUCGACAUCAAGAGCUUCCUCAAGCCGGGCGAGAAGACGUACACGCAGCGCUGCCGCCUCUUCGUGGGCAACCUGCCUACCGAUAUCACGGAGGAGGACUUCAAGCGGCUCUUCGAGCGUUAUGGCGAGCCUAGCGAGGUCUUCAUCAACCGCGACCGUGGCUUCGGCUUCAUCCGCCUGGAAUCCAGAACGCUGGCUGAAAUUGCAAAAGCAGAGCUUGAUGGCACCAUUUUGAAGAGCAGACCUCUCCGAAUUCGUUUUGCUACACAUGGAGCAGCUCUAACUGUCAAGAACCUUUCUCCAGUUGUUUCCAAUGAGCUUCUAGAGCAAGCAUUUUCCCAAUUUGGUCCAGUAGAGAAAGCUGUUGUGGUUGUGGAUGAUCGUGGUAGAGCUACAGGAAAAGGUUUUGUAGAAUUUGCGGCGAAACCUCCUGCACGAAAGGCUCUGGAAAGAUGUGGUGAUGGAGCGUUCUUGCUAACAACGACCCCGCGGCCAGUCAUUGUGGAGCCAAUGGAGCAAUUUGAUGAUGAAGAUGGCUUGCCAGAGAAACUAAUGCAGAAAACUCAACAAUAUCAUAAGGAACGAGAACAGCCACCACGUUUUGCUCAGCCUGGUACGUUUGAAUUUGAGUAUGCAUCUCGAUGGAAGGCUCUUGAUGAAAUGGAGAAGCAGCAGCGUGAGCAGGUUGACAGAAACAUCAGAGAAGCCAAAGAGAAGCUGGAGGCAGAAAUGGAAGCCGCCAGGCACGAGCACCAGUUAAUGCUGAUGAGGCAAGAUCUCAUGAGGCGUCAAGAAGAACUCAGACGCCUGGAAGAACUCAGGAACCAAGAGCUGCAAAAACGAAAGCAAAUACAACUGAGACAUGAAGAAGAGCAUCGUCGUCGUGAGGAAGAAAUGAUACGACACAGAGAACAGGAGGAACUGAGGCGACAGCAAGAAGGCUUUAAGCCAAAUUAUAUGGAAAAUAGAGAACAGGAAAUGAGAAUGGGUGAUAUGGGUCCCCGUGGAGCAAUAAACAUGGGAGAUGCGUUUAGCCCAGCACCUGCUGGUAACCAAGGUCCUCCUCCAAUGAUGGGUAUGAAUAUGAACAACAGAGGAACUAUACCUGGCCCACCAAUGGGUCCUGGUCCUGCCAUGGGACCAGAAGGAGCAGCAAAUAUGGGAACUCCAAUGAUGCCAGAUAAUGGAGCAGUGCCCAAUGAUAGAUUUCCGCAAGGACCACCAUCUCAGAUGGGAUCACCUAUGGGUAGUAGAACAGGUUCUGAAACCCCUCAAGCACCCAUUAGUGGUGUAGGUCCUGUUAGUGGUGGUCCUGGUGGUUUUGGUAGAGGAAGCCAAGGGGGCAAUUUCGAAGGCCCUAAUAAGCGUCGUAGAUAUUAAACAUUUCUAAAUCAUAACUAGAGAAAAAAAUUCAGUGGUAUGCCUUUACACUUUAACCUGUUACCUUGGAAGAAAUGGUUUUAUUGUUAAUGUAUGUAGAAUUUAAAGUAUUUCUUUUGUAAAACUUAAGGUUUUUGUAUUUUUCUUUAUUCAUGAGCUUUGUAGAUUAGAAUGGCAAUGCUUAUGCCCAUCAUUGUGAAUGUUAAAAUGUGUUUGUGACCUUAGAUAAAUAAAUAUGCCAUAGUACUGUGAAAUCUAUGUAGUUAACUUCAAUAAAGAAAUAAUUUUGAAUAAUUUACAAAUGUUACUAGUGGUAUUCUCUUACAGUUUUAAUAAACUUUGCUGUAUCAAUAGUACUUGAGUUGUUUUAACUAAUCCCAGCCAUUUAAAAAUGAAAAUAGACUUUCUGCUUUUUAGUUUGUCCAAGUAGCACUGAAGAUAGCGUAGUGAAAGCUAAUGUCAGUAAGCCUUGGGCCUGGGAGUUUACAUCUGUUUAAACCAUUAAUGUUCUGUGAAACGAGAGUUGCUGUCAAAUUUCAAAUAGAUUCUGAAUAUUCAGAUAUUCUGAGAGGAAUAUUAAGGAUAUCUAUGUCCUGUGCUGAUUUUUUUUCAAAUAAAUCUUUCAAUCUUGGAAAAAAAACAAACUGUUUGAAGGCAAAUCUCUUGCUUAUGAAAUAGUGUCUAUUUUUAAUAUUAUCUGCCAUUUAUUUGGUGUCAAUAUCUAAAUCUUACCUUUUAAGUUUCUUUAAAAUCAAACGAUACUGUUAGAUUGGGUGUUAAGUGAGAAUUUGCUGUGAUGUAGAAGAAAUUAGACAUUUCUUGAGAAGGUUGGUUUCUAGAAGUAUUAAAGAUGGCUUGACUCUGCAGUGUUGCCAGUAUUUUCCAAUAGUUGGUAAGUCCUCUAGUAAAACUUGUCUGACAGGCUAGCUUUGUUUGUCUCCAAGGAAUACAAGUUCAAGAGGUGAUUUCAAAAAAUGGUAUUAACUUGAGAAUGACUAGGGUUAUUGGAAUCAUAUUACAUCGUAAUUCUACUAUCGAGUAUGUAUUUUGAAAUGUGAUUUUCAGUACUGGGAAGAGACAGAUUUUAUGACAUUAUAAAUUUUAUUCCAAAACAAAGUCCUUUCAAUAUUUACAAUUUUGGUUGUUAGCCAUGUUUAAUUUAAAAUUAUAUUUAAAGGAAUUAAAUAUCUAAACUAUAAAUCUAACAUCAGACAUUGAUCACAGCAUAGUUAUUGCUCAUAGAAUGUUUCAGUGUUACUAUAUCAUGCUUUUAGCAUUUUUUUGAAGAAUAAUGUGCUAUUUUAAAAUGAACAGUAUGGAAAUAUCAUUAUUUGUGAAUGGCUUCUAUUUUUGCUGAAAGGCAUACUUUGGGAAGAAAUCAGUUUGUUUAAUAAUUUAAAAUCUUGCAUAAAACCAGUUGUGUGUAAAGUGUAAUUGGGAUGACUUCUUUUGUACCAGUUUAAUUUUCCUUACGUAUUAUUUCAUGGUUUGGUUUGUUUUUUUAAAGAUAUAACAGUAUGGAUGGAAUUAUUUUCUAAAAUUUACAUCGUUUAUAGGCUUUUGUUUUUGGCAGUCAUGGAGAUUGUAAAUUAGUAGUCAAAGACUUUCUCAUUGCAUGUUCUAUAAGUAUGAAUUAGCAGGGAGUGGGGGUUGUUUUAAUUUGGACUUUAAUUACAGUACAAGGAAUUUUAACAUUAGCUAUAAUUUUUAAGUACUAUCUAGUGCACCUGAAUAUACCUUCCCCAUCAUCUAUAUUUUUGUUCACAUAAUUCUUAAGUAAUUUUUAGCUUUGUGUUUUGCUUCAAAGCUGGAUUGAAAUUGGGAGGAACUUUAUCCUUUAAUGUCAGUACCAAGCUAUGUUUGGCCAAGGCUAUGGAAUUCUGUUAAGAUUCAUUCAAGAACUUUUGCAAGCCAGUGCACAAAGAUGUGCUAAUCUGCUGAACAUUCUAGUGUCCAACUCAGCUCUGGCUCCAGGAAAAGAGUUCUACACAGCUUUUCCCCUGCAUCAAGAAAAUCUUUGUUCCAGUACUUACCAAGUUUACCCUGGGAACAGUCAGCUUCUGGGAGACAGUCAAAUGGAGCAUCUGUGAACUUAUAGCUGUUCAGUUUUUAGUGUUAACAUAGCACUAAACACCUCUGUGGCUGGUUCAGUCGAUAUUUUUUUCUUGUGAAUUAGUAUACUAAGGAAUAUAUUUGAAUGUCAUUUGCUUAAAAGUGGUAGAUACAAAAAUAAAAAAUUUAGCUUUCCUAUGUAAGUGUAAGUUUGUCAUAUAUGCUACCAUAGUUCUUUCCAUGAAAAGGUAAUGAAACGAUUUUAGUAUAAUACCACAAUAUUAUGUUUCUUAUUGUGACAUGAUUUGAAACACUGAGUUGAAAGUCUACAGGAUUUAGGUUUCAUAUGCUAUUAAUAUGUAAUUAACAUGCAUAAAAUAAAGGAACAUUCUUUUUCUAAUUAUUUUAUUUUAGCAGUGUACUUUGUCAGAA